This is a messenger RNA of Glycine soja, 871 nucleotides long. Its product is annotated as putative vesicle-associated membrane protein 726. The record is from RefSeq and is a predicted model, not a curated record. The transcript is spliced from 5 exons. Gene Ontology annotation, biological process: vesicle-mediated transport. Bases 154 to 819 code for a protein of 221 amino acids. NCBI's taxonomy places the organism in Eukaryota, Viridiplantae, Streptophyta, Magnoliopsida, Fabales, Fabaceae. Gene Ontology annotation, cellular component: membrane.
UUGGAGAUAUCCCAACCAAAACUGCUUCAACCCAAAUCAACCAUGCAUUUUCUGCUCUAUUCCUUCCAAUUUUUCUCUUUUGUUCAUUAUUCUGCCCCUCUCUUCAUUCUCUAGGCAUUUUGAGAUCCAUAAUUUGUUUCAUAGUUUUUGAAGAUGGGGCAACAAUCUUUGAUUUAUAGCUUUGUGGCUCGUGGGACCAUGGUUCUUGCUGAGUACAGUGAGUUUUCUGGAAACUUCAACACCAUUGCCUCUCAAUGCCUCCAAAAGCUUCCUUCUUCCAACAACAGAUUCACCUACAACUGUGAUGGCCACACUUUCAAUUAUCUCGUUGAAAAUGGAUUCACCUACUGUGUGGUCGCUAUUGAAUCUGCUGGUAGACAACUUCCCAUUGCUUUUCUAGAGCGUGUCAAGGAUGAAUUUAGCAAAAAAUAUGGUGGAGGCAAAGCUGCAACUGCUUCAGCAAACAGCCUAAACAGAGAAUUUGGCCCAAAAUUGAAGCAGCAAAUGCAAUAUUGUGUUGAUCAUCCUGAAGAGAUCAACAAGCUUGCCAAAGUGAAGGCUCAAGUUUCUGAAGUCAAGGGCGUUAUGAUGGAAAACAUUGAAAAGGUUCUUGAUCGUGGAGAAAAGAUUGAGAUGCUUGUGGAUAAGACUGACAACCUUCGCUCACAGGCACAAGACUUUAGAACACAGGGCACAAAGGUGAAAAGGAAGAUGUGGGUUCAAAAUAUGAAGAUGAAAUUGAUUGUUUUUGGUAUCGCCGUAGCAUUAAUUUUGAUCAUGUUUAUGUCUAUAUGUCGUGGCUUCAGCUGCUUACAUUAGAUUUUUUUUCUUCUUCUCUUUGAUCAAUUUUGCAAGAUUUCAUGUGUUUCAU